Messenger RNA from Vigna angularis (adzuki bean), 1184 nucleotides. Its product is annotated as fasciclin-like arabinogalactan protein 12. The coding region runs from base 78 to 956 and encodes 292 amino acids. NCBI's taxonomy places the organism in Eukaryota, Viridiplantae, Streptophyta, Magnoliopsida, Fabales, Fabaceae. The record is from RefSeq and is a predicted model, not a curated record. The transcript has a single exon.
UCCCAAUAAAAAUCCUACCACUUGCAUUCUUUUCCUCUAAUCUACCAUUAUACCCUUCAAUCCCCAAAACAAAAACCAUGAUGAAAAAGCAACCUGUUUUCUCCUUUCCAAUAGUACUUCUACUUUCCAUUUUGUAUUCCACCACUACUUUAGCUCAAUUAUCACCAGCUUCUGCCCCUCUUAAACCAGUUCAAGCAACCCCUACCCCACCCGCUGAGGCUCCUAGACAGCCAUUGGUUCCCUCAUUGCCACAGUCACCAAGUGAUGCCACUCCCGACACUCCAGCUGUUGACAUUGUUGGAAUCCUGAGGCAGGCCAAGUCAUUCAACAUCCUUAUCCGCCUCAUGAAAACCACCCAAUUGAUCAACCAACUCAAUGCACAGCUCCUCACCACUAAGUCAGGUGGCAUCACCAUUCUUGCACCUGAUGACAGUUCUUUCUCUCAACUCAAACCAGGCUUCCUCAACUCUCUUUCUGAUGGCCAAAAGCUCGAGCUCUUGCAGUUCCACGUUCUUUCUGACUAUGUUUCUAGCUCCAACUUUGAUACUCUAACCAACCCUGUGAGAACACUUGCAGGAGCUAAACCUGGAAAGGUGGAACUGAAUGUGAUAAGUUAUGGAGGUAGUGUGAACAUCUCAACGGGUGAGGUUAAUACCACCAUCACUGGCAUUGUAUAUACAGAUAAGCAUCUUGCUAUUUACAAGGUAGGGAAGGUGCUUCUUCCUAUGGACUUCUUUGUUGUUGCUAAAGCACCUGCAAAGGCACCCUCUUUGGCACCAGAAUCUUCGGAAAAGGCUCCUAAAGCGGAUAAGGAGAAGUCACUGUCUCCGGAUUCCUCAGAAUCAUCUGAGAUUAAUUCCACCAAUGAUACCUCUGGCACUGUGAAAAUCAAUGUGUAUGGAAAGUGGCUGUCCCAUGUUCUUGGACUUGUUCUCCUGAUUGCAUUGUUAUCAUAAAUCAAAUAGGUUUUGCGGAAUUUACCAGAUUUAUAUGUAGUAUAUCUUUCAUGAUGAAGAAUGUAAUGUUUUGUGAUUGCGAGAAAGGAGUGAAUGUGGAGAGUUUAUCAGAGUGAUUUUUUCCUCUAUUAAUUUAAGUUUUGUGCCUUUAGUUUAUUGUUUAUUAAAUAAUGGUUACAAGCUUUCUCAUGUAUUUUGAAGAAGAAACUAAUAAAAUCUUUUUGCCAA